Molecule: messenger RNA, 4087 nt
Organism: Lagenorhynchus albirostris (white-beaked dolphin)
Lineage: Eukaryota; Metazoa; Chordata; Mammalia; Artiodactyla; Delphinidae
Gene: PCDH11X
Product: protocadherin 11 X-linked
Exons: 7
Coding region: 38-4087 (1349 amino acids)
Biological process (GO): homophilic cell-cell adhesion
Cellular component (GO): plasma membrane
Molecular function (GO): calcium ion binding
Source: RefSeq, a predicted model, not a curated record
GGACUGAUACAAAAAAACUAGUGCAAUCCUGCCUGGUAUGGACUUGUUGUCCGGGACGUAUAUAUUUGCGGUCCUGUUAGCAUGCGUCGUGUUUCAGUCUGGCGCCCAGGAGAAGAACUACACCGUCCGGGAAGAAAUGCCAGAAAACGUCCUGAUAGGCGACUUGCUGAAAGACCUCAACUUGUCGCUAAUUCCAGACAAGUCCUUAACAACGCCUAUGCAGUUCAAGUUAGUGUACAAGACCGGAGAUGUGCCACUGAUUCGAAUUGAAGAGGGUACUGGUGAGAUCUUCACUACUGGAGCUCGCAUUGAUCGUGAGAAAUUAUGUGCUGGUGUCUUAGUGGACACCCGUUGCUUUUAUGAGGUGGAGGUUGCCGUUCUGCCAGAUGAAAUAUUUAGACUGGUUAAAAUACGUUUUCUGAUAGAAGACAUAAAUGAUAAUGCACCAUUAUUCCCUGCAACGGUUAUCAACAUAUCAAUUCCAGAGAACUCAGCUAUAAACUCUCGAUAUGCUCUCCCAGCAGCCAUUGAUCCUGACAUAGGAAUAAACGGAGUUCAAAACUACCAACUAAUUAAGGGUCAAAGUAUUUUUGGGCUUGAUGUUAUUGAAACACCAGAAGGAGAGAAGAUGCCGCAAUUGAUAGUUCAAAAGGAGUUAGAUAGGGAAGAGAAAGAUACAUAUGUAAUGAAAGUAAAGGUUGAAGAUGGUGGCUUUCCUCAAAGAUCCAGUACUGCCAUUUUGCAAGUCAGUGUUGCUGAUACAAACGAUAACCGCCCAGUCUUCAAGGAGAAUGAGAUUGAAGUCAGUAUACCAGAAAAUGCUCCUGUAGGUACUUCAGUGACACAACUUCAUGCCACAGAUGCCGACAUAGGUGAAAAUGCCAGGAUUCACUUCUAUUUCAGCAAUCUAGUCUCCAACAUGGCCAAGAGGCUAUUUCACCUCAACUCCACCAGUGGACUUAUCACAAUCAAAGAACCACUGGAUAGGGAGGAAUCACCAAACCACAGGUUACUGGUUUUGGCAAGUGAUGGUGGAUUGAUACCAGCAAGAUCAAUGGUACUAGUAAAUGUUACAGAUGUCAAUGAUAAUGUCCCAUCAAUUGACAUAAGAUAUAUCAUCAAUCCAAUCAAUGGCACCGUGGUUCUUUCGGAAAAUUCUCCACUCAACACAAAAAUUGCGCUCAUAACUGUGACAGAUAAGGAUGCUGACCUUAAUGGUAGGGUGACGUGCUUUACAGAUCAUGAAGUCCCUUUCAGGUUGAGGCCAGUAUUCAGUAAUCAGUUCCUCCUAGAGACUGCUGCAUAUCUUGACUACGAGUCCACAAGAGAAUAUGCUAUUAAAUUACUGGCUGCAGAUGCUGGCAAACCUCCUUUGAAUCAAUCAUCCAUGCUCCUCAUCAAAGUAAAAGAUGAAAAUGACAAUGCUCCAGUUUUCACUCAGCCUUUCAUAAGUCUUUCUGUUCCUGAGAAUAACUCUCCUGGCACCCAGUUGACAAAAAUAAGUGCAACGGAUGCAGACACAGGGCAUAAUGCUGAGAUAAACUACCUGCUUGGCAUUGAUGCUCCAUCUGAAUUCAACCUGGAUCGUCGUACAGGCAUUCUGACUGCAGUGAAGAAACUGGAUAGAGAAAAACAGGAAAAAUAUUCAUUCACAGUUCUGGCAAAAGAUAACGGGAUGCCACCUUUAAUAACCAAUGCCACAGUCUUAGUGACUGUUCUUGAUCAGAAUGACAACAGUCCAAUUUUCACUCACAAUGAGUACAACUUCUAUGUCCCAGAAAACCUUCCAAGACAUGGCACAGUAGGACUAAUCACUGUAACUGAUCCUGAUUAUGGAGAAAAUUCUGCAGUCACUCUCUCCAUUUUAGACGCAAGUGAUGACUUCACCAUUGAUCCACAGACUGGUGUCAUCCGACCGAAUAUUUCCUUUGAUAGAGAAAAACAAGAAUCUUAUACUUUCUAUGUAAAGGCUGAGGAUGGUGGUAGGGUAUCACGAUCUUCAACUGCCAAAGUCACCAUAAAUGUGGUUGAUGUCAAUGACAACAAACCAGUUUUUGUUGUCCCUUCUUCGAACUACUCCUAUGAAUUGGUUCUGCCAUCCACUAAUCCAGGCACAGUGGUCUUCACGGUAGUUGCUGUUGACAAUGACACUGGCAUGAAUGCAGAGCUUCAUUACAGCAUUGUAGGAGGAAACACAAAAGGUCUGUUUAUGAUUGACCAAACAACAGGCAACAUUACACUGAAGGAGAAAUGUGUCCUUGCAGACCUUGGUUUACACAAACUGGUAGUCAAAGUCAAGGACUUAGGACAACCUGAUUCUCUCUUCAGUGUUGUAAAUGUUAAUCUAUUUGUGAAUGAGUCAGUGACCAAUGCUACACUGAUAUAUGAAUUGGUGCGAAAAAACAUUGAAACACCAGUGACCCAAAGUAUUGAGACAGCUGAUACAUCCUCACCAUCCAGUGACUAUGUCAAGAUCGUGGUUGCCAUUGUUGCAGGCACCAUAACUGUCAUCCUUGUUAUUUUCAUCACUGCUGUAGUAAGAUGCCGCCAAUCACCACACCUUAAGGCUGCUCAGAAAAACAAGCAGAAUUCCGAAUGGGUUACUCCAAACCCAGAAAACAGGCAGAUGAUAAUGAUGAAGAAAAAGAAGAAGAAGAAGAAGCAUACCCCUAAGAACUUGCUGCUUAACUUUGUUACUAUUGAAGAAACUAAGGCAGAUGAUGCUGACAAUGAUGGAAACAGCGUCACACUAGACCUUCCCAUUGAACUGGAAGAGCAAACCAUGGGCAAGUACAACUGGGGCACUACACCUACUACUUUCAAGCCUGAAAGUCCUGAUUUGGCCCGGCACUACAAAUCUGCCUCUCCACAGCCUGCCUUCCAGAUCCAGCCGGAAACUCCCCUGAAUUCAAAGCACCACAUAAUCCAGGAACUGCCUCUUGAUAACACCUUUGUGGGCUGUGAUUCCAUCUCCAAGUGUUCCUCCAGCAGUUCUGAUCCCUACAGCAUUUCUGAGUGCAGCUAUCCAGUGACAACUUUCAAGACCCCUGUGUCUGUACACACCAGACUGCCAAUGAAGGAGGUUAUACGAUCUCGCACACCCAUGAAAGAGACAACUACUGUGGAGAUCUGGACUCAUCCCCAACCACAGCAGAAAUCCGAGGGAAAAAAGGCAGGAAAGUCCCAGCGGCGUGUCACAUUUCACCUACCAGAAGGCUCUCAGGAAAGCAGCAGUGAUGAUGGACUAGGAGACCAUGAUACAGGCAGCCUUCCCAGCACAUCCCAUGCCCUGCCCCUUGGCUAUCCUCAGGAGGAGUACUUUGAUCAUGCUGCACCCAACAACCGCACUGAAGGGGAUGGCAACUCUGAUCCUGAAUCCACUUUCAUUCCUGGACUAAAGAAAGCUGCAGAAAUAACUGUUCAACCAACCUUGGAAGAGGCCUCUGACAACUGCACUCAAGAAUGUCUCAUCUUGGGCCACUCUGAUGCCUGCUGGAUGCCAGCUUCUCUGACCCAUUCCAGCCCUUUACAGGCACAGACCUCUGCUCUGUGCCACAGCCCACCCCUGACGCAGACCACUCUUCGCCGGCGCAACCCUCCAGUGACACAGACCGUUGUGCUCUGCCACAGUCCGCCGGUGACCCAGACUAUUGCACUGUGCCACAGCCCUCCACCAGCACAGACCUCCACUCUGCACCACAGCCCACCUCUAGCACAGGCUACUGCUCUUCACCACAGCCCUUCACCAGCACAGGCCUCUGCCCUCCGCUACAGCCCUCCCCUGGCACAGGCUGCCACAAUCCACUACAGCCCUCCUCUGCCACAGGCUGCUGCCCUCCAUUGUAGCCCCGCACAACCACCAAUGGGUCUGCAGCAAGGUUGGGGGCAAAGUGCUGGCCCUGAUGGACUACUUUCUCUUGAUCAGGGAGCACAAGGUAGUACAAGAUCUCAGUUUUACGCCAUGUCUGAAAGACUUCAUCCUAGUGAUGAUUCAAUUAAAGUCAUUCCCUUGAAAACCUUCACUCCAGGGCAGCAGGCCAGACCCUCUAGGGGUGAUUCUCCCACUAUGGAAGAACAUCCUUUAUAA